CAUUUUGAGUGUUAAACUUUGAGAUUUCACCAAUAUGCGUCUUCUUGCUAUCCUCAACACCUGCGUUUGGGCGGCUACAGCGGCCACUUUGGGGAAGCGCGCACCCACCCCUGGUAGUCUUUCGCAAGUCACCUCAUUCGGCACCACAGCUACAAACGCCAGCUUCUACAUAUACGUCCCGGAGAAGCUUGCAGCAUCGCCGGGCAUCGUGGUUGGGAUCCAUUACUGUGGAGGCACUGCACAGGACUAUUAUACGAACACUCCAUACGCGACCCUCGCAGAGGAGUACGGCUUUGUUGUGAUCUACCCAAGCUCGCCGCAUGCGGGUACCUGCUGGGACGUCAGCAGCAAGGCAACACUGAGCCACAAUGGAGGUGGCGACAGCAACACCAUCGCAGACAUGGUGAGGUGGACCUCGACGCAGUACCAGGCCGAUGCUUCGAAGGUAUUCGUGACUGGAAGUAGCAGCGGUGCGAUGAUGACCAACGUGCUUGCCGCCGCCUACCCCGACAUGUUCAACGCAGCCAUCGCCUACUCUGGCGUGCCCGCUGGCUGCUUCGUCUCCGCCUUCGGCGGCGUACAAGCCUGGAACAGCACCUGCUCGCAAGGCCAAUCCAUCAACACGCCCCAACAAUGGGCCAACGUAGUCAUAGACAUGUACCCCGGCUACAACGGCACACGGCCCAGAAUGCAAAUCUACCACGGCAGCAUCGACACCGCCGUGCUCCCUCAAAAUUACAACGAGACGAUGAAGCAGUGGGCGGGCGUCUUCGGAUACAACUACGACGAGCCGCAGAGCACGCAGGUGGACGACCCACAGAGCGGAUACACCAGGACGAUCUACGGGCCGUCGGUGCAGGGUAUAUAUGCCUUGGACGUUGGCCACACCGUCCCUGUUCGCGGUGCGGAUGACAUGAAGUUCUUUGGGUUCGCGGCUUGAAUGUAGAGGCGGUGUAAGGAUGAAAAACAUAUAUGAUGCGUCAAGUGUAUUGCACAUAUGCACGUCCACCGUGAGGGUGCUUUCUCGUAAGAAUGUGUAAUUUGAACGGAGGUGCCUGGUCGUAGUCCUGCGGCCCAUUGGCUGCGGUACAGAAGGGUUGGACUUUACAUGAAUACCAAGUGGCUGGUCGGACAUGCUUGGGUGCAGCACUAGUCGUGCCUUACAAUUUUCAACUUCACCCUCAUGACUCGCGGCGACGCUCGCCAUGUGUGCACUCCUGUGAUUGUAACAUGUCGAUACUGCUGAGAUGCGUCUUGGGUACGCACCGUUCUGAAAACAGGAGUCUACCUUUAAAGAAGAUUGCUAGUAUCACGGAG
Boeremia exigua is the source of this 1317-nucleotide messenger RNA. Its product is annotated as Alpha/Beta hydrolase protein. Bases 35 to 940 code for a protein of 301 amino acids. Gene Ontology annotation, molecular function: hydrolase activity. The record is from RefSeq and is a predicted model, not a curated record. The transcript is spliced from 3 exons. NCBI's taxonomy places the organism in Eukaryota, Fungi, Ascomycota, Dothideomycetes, Pleosporales, Didymellaceae. Gene Ontology annotation, cellular component: extracellular region.